Molecule: messenger RNA, 1029 nt
Organism: Cheilinus undulatus (humphead wrasse)
Lineage: Eukaryota; Metazoa; Chordata; Actinopteri; Labriformes; Labridae
Gene: pvalb7
Product: parvalbumin 7
Exons: 5
Coding region: 132-470 (112 amino acids)
Cellular component (GO): cytoplasm; nucleus
Molecular function (GO): calcium ion binding
Source: RefSeq, a predicted model, not a curated record
AUACACGCACACACAUACACAAACACAAACACGGGAGAAAGCACACAUACAAGUCAGUGAGAGGAGAGAGGAGCAAGGGAAGAAAGAGACGGAGACAUUCAACUCAAAGAGAGAAGAGACGGAGAGAGAGGAUGGCUGGCAAACUGACGAUGACGGAUCUGUUGAAACCAGAGGACAUCAAGAAAUCUCUUGAAUUCUUUGCAGGUGAAACAUUCGACCCUAAAAAGUUCUUUGAUUUGGUGGGAAUGACGGCGAUGUCAGCUGAAAGCGUCAAACAGGUCUUCCAGGUUCUGGACGUGGAUGGUAGUGGCUUCAUAGAGGAAGAGGAGCUCAAGUAUGUACUGCAGGGCUUUUCCAAGGAGGGCAGAGAACUGACUGACGCUGAGACGAAAGCAUUCCUCAUAGCCGCAGACAAAGAUGGAGAUGGAAAGAUCGGCAUUGAUGAGUUUGAGACCUUGGUGCAUGAGUAAGGGAUUGAUGAACUCCCCGUUUUUCUUUAUCCUCCUCUUCGUCCCUGCAUUCAUAUUUUGUAACUGCCACCUUCAAACUCCUCUCACCUUCCUCUGGACCCUGAACGUGGAGUCAGACCAGGCCUGCUCUCUACAAAAUACUACAGAAAGAGGCCAACAGGGAGUAACCAUGAGGAGGCGUAAACAGGCACCAGUUCCAUUUUUUAUAUAUAUUUAAUCACACAUGCUGUAUGGGUUUCAGAAUCAUUCGAAUGAUUUCAUGAAGAUAGUUUGUGGUCUCAAACAGGUGGUGCUAGUGCUGUAGGUGUAGAUGUUAUGAAGACUUCUUAAUUCUUAUUUUCCUUUCUUUGUGUAUUUCAGGUUGUGCAAUUUUGUCUGAUUGGUUUUACUUCUAGAUGUUCACAUAUCAGUGCACUUUCCUCCCACUCCUCUUCCUCACCUACCCUUCUCUCUUACCCUCUAUCUUCUCCUCUUCCUAACUCCCUGCCCCCCGAUCAGAAGAUGUAGUAAAUAAAGAUAUAUAAGGAGAGCUGUGAAGAGAGUAAAACAUGAUAAUUAA